Girardinichthys multiradiatus is the source of this 2487-nucleotide messenger RNA. Its product is annotated as sodium/potassium/calcium exchanger 3. Gene Ontology annotation, biological process: intracellular calcium ion homeostasis; calcium ion transmembrane transport. Lineage: Eukaryota; Metazoa; Chordata; Actinopteri; Cyprinodontiformes; Goodeidae. Gene Ontology annotation, cellular component: membrane. Bases 399 to 2228 code for a protein of 609 amino acids. The transcript has 17 exons. The record is from RefSeq and is a predicted model, not a curated record. Gene Ontology annotation, molecular function: calcium, potassium:sodium antiporter activity; calcium channel activity.
CACGAGCAGACUGUGAAGGAACACAGUGCUCUGAACAGACCGCCUCCUGUAACUGCACCUCAGUGUGGGAUCUGCUGUCGACCUUUCAAGCUACACACAUGAACGCAGAGAGCCUGUCGGCGCGUCCCUUCGCUUUGUGCAACCAGGAGGACGGUCCGUGGAGUUUACCAGCACGGCACCUCCUGCUCUAAGUCUGGGGCUGGUGGGGGAAAUCAGGCUCUUCUUUGCAGGGGGGGAAAUUUUCUGUUUCUUUUUUCUUUUUUGACCAAACUUCUCGGAGAAGCCGCUGAAGGAGGGAGGAGGCGCUUUGUUUCUUCGCUGUCUUCUGAGAAAGUGUGAAACAAGUGUGAAGACAGGGAGCAACAGAUGUUUUUGGUGAACAUGCAGCCGGCGGAGGAAUGAAAGUGGCAGCGAGGCGCCGGGGGCCCUUCCAGCGGUUCUGCUGCUGUGGAGUCGGGCUGGUCGCUGUCAUUUGGCUCGCUCAGGUCAUCCAGGAUCCAGAGACAAAGUCCUCUGGGCUUCAGCCAGGCGUGAACGGUGGGCUGCUGCGAUGGACACGCGGGUUGAUGCAGGAGAAGCCAGACAACCAGAGCCUGGAUGAGCCCCGAGCAGCCAUCCAUGAGUUUCCAGAGGACAUCUUUACCAAGGAGCAGAGGAAGAAUGGGGCAGUGCUUCUGCAUGCGCUCUGCGCGAUCUACAUGUUCUACGCUCUGGCUAUCGUUUGUGACGACUACUUCGUUCCUUCUCUGGAAAAAAUAUCAGAGAACCUGCAGCUCAGUGAGGAUGUGGCGGGGGCAACGUUUAUGGCUGCUGGAAGCUCUGCCCCCGAGCUUUUCACCUCUCUCAUUGGUGUUUUCAUCACCAAAGGUGACGUUGGGGUCGGCACAAUUGUGGGUUCAGCUGUCUUCAACAUCCUGGUCAUUAUUGGGUUGAGUGGGAUCUUUGCAGGCCAGACGGUGGUUCUGACAUGGUGGUCUCUUUUUAGAGAUUCCUCUUACUACAUCUUGUCUGUACUGGCACUCAUUAUGGUUAUCUAUGAUGACAGAGUUUUCUGGUGGGAGUCAUUGGGCCUUAUGACCAUGUAUGGGAUCUACAUUAUAAUCAUGAAGUUCAACACCCAGAUUUCAGUGUUUGUGAUGCGCCGGUUAAGAAGCAGCAAACCGUGCUGCCGCACAUCAGAGGGGAGCCCUGACAACAAGGCGGAAGAAGAGGCCUCAGCUUGCAACACCUCCAUUGUUCUUCUUAAUAAAGGCCAAGGCCAUGGUCAAGAGUCUCAACCCGUCAUCAUGGUGGAUGAGCUGCUCACACUCAAUCCCCACAAGCUGUCCUUCUCAGAGGCUGGUCUGCGUAUCAUGAUCACCCCUCACUUCUCCCCUCGCACCAGGCUCUCCAUGGCAGGACGUAUGCUCAUCAGUGAGAGGCAGAGACUGAUCAGGAGUUCCAAAUACCAGCGAGACGGUGAGGCCGCCACAGGGUCGAGGAAGGGGUCGCCCAGCAACAACCUGAAGAGGACGGCCUCCUGCAGUCUGGAAAAUGGAGGCGGGAGACCAGGGAUAAGUAACGCAGAGUCAGGUGACAAGCCAGGGGCUGUGGGGUGCCGGCCAGAGGAGGAAGAUGAUGAUGAUGAUGGCAUUUUUAAUCCUAUUCGCAUGCCGGGCAGCUGCUGUGCACGGGUGAAGUGGCUGAUCGCCUGGCCUCUGGGCCUCCUGCUCUACUGUACUGUGCCUAACUGUAUUCUGCCACGCUGGCACCGCUGGUUCAUGGCCACCUUCGUGGCCUCCACCCUGUGGAUCGCUGUCUUCUCCUACCUCAUGGUGUGGAUGGUCACCAUCAUCAGCUUUACACUAGACAUCCCAGACUACAUCAUGGGUAUCACCUUCCUGGCAGCAGGAACCAGCGUACCAGACUGCAUGGCAAGCCUGAUUGUAGCUCGACAAGGCAUGGGGGACAUGGCAGUGUCCAACUCCAUAGGCAGCAAUAUCUUUGACAUCUUGCUGGGUUUGGGCUUCCCAUGGGCUUUGCGUACCCUUUUGGUGGAACAUGGAUCUAUUGUGUCCAUAAAUAAUAAAGGUCUUGUAUAUUCUGUCAUCCUGCUGCUAGCAUCAGUGUUUCUGACUGUUAUGAGUGUACAUCUAAACCACUGGAGGCUGGACCGCCGGCUGGGUCUGGGUCUGAUGUUUCUCUAUGCUAUCUUCCUUCUCUGCUCCAUCCUUUUCGGACAGAUGUAAGACCCAACGGUCAACGUGUUCCCCUUGUUAGUUUUGUCCAAUAGGUUCCCUUUUUCCCCCACAUGUACACAUGUCUGAAGCCAAAAAACAAAAAAAAAACAGUGAAAGUGGUGUGGUUUUCCGUGUGACAAUUUCUGUGCACCUGUAGGAAUCACAAUGGUAAUAUUGUACAACUACACAAAUAGACAAGUUUUGUUCUGUUUUCUUGGUCAUUUUGUACAGUGCAGUGUUUAAUAAAAGUCUUUAAGCAUCCAGUUUA